AUGGAUGGUCUCAGUGCCGCCGCGAGCGUUGUAGCCCUUGUUCAAAUCUCGGGACAGAUCUACAAUUUGUGUCAAACGUAUUACUCGGGGGUAAAGAGCGCGAGAGAGGACAUUCGCCGUCUUCGCGACGAGGUGACGUCUCUGCAGGAUGUUUUGAACGGCGUGGCCGACCUGGCUGAUUCUCCUGCUUCAGCCAAACUUGCCGUUCUGGACCUCCUCAAUCAGCCUAAUGGCCUCGUUGAGCAAUGCCGGACAGAGUUGGCAGGUUUGAUUACGAAAUUAGCAGAUGGGCAAGGAGACGGUAAAAUGAAAAAGUUUGGAUUGAGAGCACUGAAAUGGCCCUUUACAAAGAAAGAUGUUGAUGCGACUAUUUCCAUCAUUGAAAGGCAAAAGGCUCUAUUCCAUUUAGCUUUCACGACAGACGUAACGACUCUAACUGUCGCUAUUGAUCAAGGCAUUACACAGCUGAGGCACGACCUCGCAGCCUCACGAGUUGAUGAUCAACGAGAUAAAAUUAUCAAAUGGCUGUCCUGCACCGACCCAUCUUCCAAUCAUUUUGCCGCUUGCAAGAAACACCAGCCAACGACUGGAGAGUGGUUCACAAAAGGGUCCAACAUAAAAGAAUGGAUGGAAACACAGAAUUCACUACUUUGGCUCUACGGGAUACCUAGAGACCCGAUGCUGACUAUCUAUAGCGGGAUGUGGGAAGACUAUCCUGAGAAAUUUGCCGCUUACUAUGGGGCAUUUAGCUCGACGAUUAUUGAGCAAAUGAAGUUACAUUGCGACAAACCGGAUUCUGCUCUUGCAUAUUUUUAUUUCGAUUUCAGUGAUUCUGAGAAGCAGAAAUUAUCAAAUCUUCUGUCCUCCCUGCUAGCACAGCUCUGCAGCAAAGCUGCCUGUCUGCCCGAACAGAUGACAGAGUGGUAUAAGAAAUGUGGCAAUGGUCAGCACAGGGCAUCUGUCAAAGAACUCAGCGAUGCACUAUCGAUAAUGAUGUCAGAGUUUGAUGAUCAAGUGUUUCUUGUCAUCGAUGCCCUGGACGAAUUCGCAAGAAUCGGGGAGAGGGACGAACUGUUGACGCUACUCGAGGAUAUCCAUUCAUGGUCAUUACCCAAAGUACACUUGAUUGUGACUAGUCGACCCGAGCCAGAUAUUGAUGCAGUAUUAAUGCCGCUGAGCAAACCGGAAGCGAUUUCCGUCCAGGGUUCUCAGGUCCAGUCGGACAUCAGUCUUCACAUCAGAAGCCAGCUUGCAGAAGACCCGAAAUUAAAGAAGUGGCCAAACGAAGUAAAGGUGGACAUCGAGAAAGCCCUGAGCGCUCGAGCUGACGGAAUAAAACGUGACGUGUUACUCAAGACUUUGGAUGAUCUUCCAGAGACGUUGGAUGAUACAUACGCACGAAUUCUGUCCCAAAUAGACAAGAAUGAUAAGAUGGAGGCUCGCAGAGCAUUACUGUGGCUAGCGUUCUCAGCAAGGCCCCUCCGUAUCGAAGAACUCGCCGAAGCUGCUGUCGUGGAUCCUGAAUCGGACUCGCCAUUCAGCCCAGAAAAUCGCCUCCUCGAUCCUCACGGUGAUAUCCUCGAGAUUUUGGGCAGUUUAGUUAAUAUUUCCGCGAAACCCGCGCAACGUGGCCUGGAUGACGGUGUUUCAAAUGACAUUUAUUCAGAUGACAUUUAUUCGGACGACAUUUAUUCAGACGAUAUUUAUCCAGACGACAUUUAUCCAAACGACAUUUAUCCAAACGGGAGGGGAGAGGACGGGUACAAUAUCGAAUAUGAACCAGAAUAUAGCUACGAAUACGAACCAACAGAGAUCAAAUUAGCUCAUUUUUCAGUCAGGGAUUACUUGGUCUCUGAGCGAAUUCAGGCUUCAAAGACGGCAGUCUUUAGCGCUACUCCUGUGGAAGGGAACAGUUUCAUCGCCAAAAGCUGCCUCCUAUAUUUUUUUUAUUUUGCGGAGUGGGCCAAAUCCACCGGUUUUGUUUCCGGCGUAAAGUAUAACGAGUUUCCACUUUUUUUUUACGCAUACCGGCUUUGGUAUAAUCACACAAUGUCUAUCCCUGCUAGCAACAGAAUGUCGGUAGAUCUCAUAGCCUUCAAACUACUUGUUUCGGAUACGGCGUCUAUAGGCUUGGGCUUGUUGCGAAUUGGUCCCUCCUUUCCACAUAGGUCACACAGAUCAAGACCGACGGCUCUAUACUUCGCGUCGGGACUUGGUCUCGAAGGGGGAGUGCGUAUGCUGCUAGAAUUGAAAGCAGAUAUCAACGCAACGAAUAAUAGCUCGGGAGAUACAGCGCUUCAAAUUGCAGCUAAGCGAGGACACGAAGGUGUAGUGCGGUUAUUGCUAGAGAAUAAUGCAAACGUCGAGGGCGUCGGAGAUACAGCGCUUCAAAUUGCAGCUAAGCGAGGACACGAAGGUGUAGUGCGGUUAUUGCUGGAGAAUAAUGCAAACGUCGAGGGCGUCGGAGAUACAGCGCUUCCAGUUGCAGCUGAGAGAGGACACGACGGUAUAGUGCGGUUAUUGCUAGAGCAUAAUGCAGAUACCGAGGUAGAGGAUAGAUUUGGACAGACAGCGCUACAACUUGCGGCCAAGAAAGGACACGAAGGUCCAAUGCGGUUAUUGCUAGAGCAUAAUGCAAACGUCGGGGCGAAGGAUGGAGUUGGAUUGACGCUAUUAUAUAGUGCAGCUGCUUCUGGCCACGAAACAGCGGUACGAGUACUACUAGAGCACGGGGCGGGCUCACGUCAACGAGAAGGUUUGCGAUUUGACAGCGCUACACGGAGCAGCUCGCUAUAA
This is a messenger RNA of Lachnellula hyalina, 2796 nucleotides long. RefSeq names its product Ankyrin repeat and KH domain-containing protein mask (gene mask). The record is from RefSeq and is a predicted model, not a curated record. NCBI's taxonomy places the organism in Eukaryota, Fungi, Ascomycota, Leotiomycetes, Helotiales, Lachnaceae. The transcript is spliced from 5 exons. Gene Ontology annotation, molecular function: protein binding. Bases 1 to 2796 code for a protein of 931 amino acids.